Molecule: messenger RNA, 696 nt
Organism: Babesia bigemina
Lineage: Eukaryota; Apicomplexa; Aconoidasida; Piroplasmida; Babesiidae
Exons: 3
Coding region: 1-696 (231 amino acids)
Source: RefSeq, a predicted model, not a curated record
AUGGAUCAGCAGCGAUCCUCCAGCAACAACGAGCAUAACACGGAAGGCGGCGGCGCCGAGGUGGGCUAUCUCGACGGCGGCACACAUCGCGCACAGGUCGUAUUGCAGUACGCGAGGCAAAUUACUCAGAGCCUCAAGAGCGCCGUACUGUACGCAGUCAACACCGGGAAGCAGGCCAACGACUCGCUCGCGGAGCUACAGUCGCAAAACGAGAACAUUUCUCGCAUCAAAGCGCAACUUACUGAGUCGCACAAAACCGUAAGUGCCACGCAGAAGAUCGUGGACGCCUACGUUAACUCCGUCCGGUGGAUCAGCAGCUCGAUCGCCUGGCAGCGCCCUGCAGACGUACCCGAGGCACAGCCAGCAUCGGACGGAGUGGCUCUCACCUAUAAUAUUCGUAACCUCUGGAGCUCGUUGGCAAGCAGGAGCGCCGAUGCUGGAGAGGCGAGCAACUGCAUUGGGCAAGUGAGCUCAGAGCGAGACCCCGUGAAAAGCGCGUUGGUGGAGUUCUCUUCGACGGCCAACGAGCACCUGGACGUGCUCAUCGAGGAGCUGAAAAGCAACCGGCAGAAGACCGAGCUCAUCGCAGAGACGGUACACCGCCAAAACGAGGAACUGGAGCGUAUAGGGGAAUCGGCCGUCUCUCUGCAAGACAGAGUUGCGCAGGUCAACCGAGUGCUGCGGGACCACACGUGA